Lampris incognitus (smalleye Pacific opah) is the source of this 975-nucleotide messenger RNA. RefSeq names its product T cell leukemia translocation altered (gene tcta). The record is from RefSeq and is a predicted model, not a curated record. The transcript has 3 exons. The coding region runs from base 592 to 897 and encodes 101 amino acids. Lineage: Eukaryota; Metazoa; Chordata; Actinopteri; Lampriformes; Lampridae.
GAUACGUUCCAGAUAACGCUGUCAAAUGUGAGCCGGGAUAAUAACAGAUUUGACGACUUUUUGUUCUUUAUCCGGCGUUAUUUUUUGCCGAGCCCUUUAACAUGGAGUUUAAAUUGACCUCUAAUUUUCAUUCGGUGUCUUCUGCAACACGAUAGAUAAGAGAAACGGACGUCAGUCCCUUCGCCCAAUCGUGUUUCACUGACCGGCGUUGGCGAUCACGUUUUUCCCCACAGAUACUGAAAUUACGUUAGAGAGGAGGUAAAAAAUGGAAGAUAUCUACAAACACUUGGCACUGUAAAGGGAUUCGGGACUUAAAGCAGUGACGGCUAUUCUCAAAAUACCGUCGGUUGUCCUUUAGUUUGGGGCUCUUUGACAGAAGACCGGCGGCGUGACGGCUGCGCGUUUAAAGUCAACAAACGGCUUCCGUGGACGGGCGCGCGGGCGGGCAGGCAAGGGGGGGCGAUCUGUCUUAUUCUUAUGGCAUUACUUUUUUAAAGACGUCGACGCACGAAUGUAACUAUCACAUUAAAUCGAGAUUAUGUAACGGAGUGGAACUGCCCGUCCUGAGAUCGCCUGGAUAAACUGCGCGCGAUGGAGGAGUCCUGGGACUUCGAGUUUUUGUCCCAUAUCGCGGACGGUUUUGUGUCGUUUCUGUCCGAGUUCGUGGACGACUGGCUCGCCAACGAUAUGAGGGUCUCUAUUUUCAAAAUUUUACUCAGCUGGCUGGUUUUCAGCCUCGUCGCCAUUCACUUCGCGUGGAAAGUGUACGGAAAUACGGUGAAUGACAUGUAUUACAGACAAGGCACCGGACAGAACGGAGGCACGCCUGAUACUGCGCCUCACCUCAGCGGAUGGGAAAGUGCUGCUGGGGAGACGCUGAAGACUCACCUGGAGUAACACUUAAGACAGUGCCAUGGACCCUUUGCCAACUGUACAUAUUUCCUGUUGGUCUGAACAGUGAGCCAGACGAUCUGG